Odocoileus virginianus texanus is the source of this 2331-nucleotide messenger RNA. RefSeq names its product ceramide synthase 2 (gene CERS2). Gene Ontology annotation, molecular function: sphingosine N-acyltransferase activity; DNA binding. The record is from RefSeq and is a predicted model, not a curated record. Gene Ontology annotation, biological process: ceramide biosynthetic process. Gene Ontology annotation, cellular component: membrane. Lineage: Eukaryota; Metazoa; Chordata; Mammalia; Artiodactyla; Cervidae.
CACCAGUUGGUCUCCAGUUCACAGCAGAGAACAAUCUCCCAGCUCUCGUUCCUCCGCAGCUGGGAGGGGACCACCUUCCUUCUGUGUCAGCUUUUAGUCUCAAGGCCAGCCUGGAGACCGCCCACCUGGCCUCCCUCCUGGGAGGAUGAGGGCUUGGUAGCCUGGAAACUUUGCCUGUCAUCCUACUGGGUUCACUGCUGAGUCCUAGGACUGCCGAUUGUUGUGUGGACCAGUAUCGCUGAUUCUACAGGAUCAUCUUGCUGCUUCUCUCAGCUCCAAGCAGCUGCUGUCCCCGCGUGAGCCUCAGAUCGUACCCUCCUUCAUUCGGGAUGCUCCAGAUCUUACAUGACUACUUCUGGUGGGAACGGCUGUGGCUCCCUGUGAACUUAACCUGGGCCGAUCUAGAAGACCGAGAUGGACGUGUCUACGCCAAAGCCUCCGACCUCUAUAUCACACUACCCCUGGCCUUGCUCUUCCUCAUCAUUCGAUACUUCUUUGAGCUUUAUGUGGCUACACCACUGGCUGCCCUCCUGAAUGUCAAAGAGAAAACCCGGCUGCGGGCACCUCCCAACCCCACUUUGGAGCAUUUCUACAUGACCUGUGGCAAGCAGCCCAAACAGGCAGAUGUAGAGCUUCUGUCACGGCAGAGCAGGCUCUCUGGCCGCCAGGUAGAGCGCUGGUUCCGCCGCCGUCGCAACCAGGACCGGCCCAGUCUCCUCAAGAAGUUCCGAGAGGCAAGCUGGAGAUUCACAUUUUACCUGAUUGCUUUCAUUGCCGGCACGGCUGUCAUUGUAGACAAACCCUGGUUCUAUGACCUGAGGAAAGUUUGGGAGGGAUAUCCCAUACAGAGCAUCAUCCCUUCCCAGUACUGGUACUACAUGAUUGAACUGUCUUUCUACUGGUCCUUGCUCUUCAGCAUUGCUUCUGAUGUCAAGCGAAAGGAUUUCAAGGAGCAGAUCAUCCAUCACGUGGCCACCAUCAUCCUCAUUAGUUUCUCCUGGUGUGCUAAUUACGUCCGAGCAGGGACUCUUAUCAUGGCUCUGCAUGACUCUUCUGACUACCUGCUAGAGUCAGCCAAGAUGUUUAACUAUGCGGGAUGGAAAAACACCUGCAACAACAUCUUCAUCGUCUUCGCCAUUGUCUUCAUCAUCACCCGACUGGUCAUCCUGCCCUUCUGGAUCCUGUACUGCACGCUGGUGUACCCACUGGAGCUCUAUCCCGCCUUUUUUGGCUAUUACUUCUUCAACUUCAUGAUGGGAGUGCUACAGCUGCUGCAUGUCUUCUGGGCCUACCUCAUUUUGCGCAUGGCCCACAAGUUCAUAACUGGAAAGGUAGUAGAAGAUGAACGCAGUGAUCGGGAAGAAACGGAGAGCUCAGAGGGGGAGGAGGCUGCAGCUGGGGGAGGAGCAAAGAACCGGCCUCUGGCCAAUGGCCACCCCAUCCUCAACAACAACCAUCGUAAGAAUGACUGAACCAUUGUCCCUGCUGCCCGUCAGAUUAAAGUAUAAAGCCAAGGAAAUACCCCACCCUCCCCACAGGGUCACUUUAAGCUCUGGGGAGAAAGAGAAAGCAAGAAGAGUGUGUUCUCUGUGCCCCCACCCCCUGCUUCUGUCACCCAGUUGCCUUUAAACCAAAUUCUAAUCAGCCUAUCUCCAGGAAUGGGGAGGUUGGUUAUAUCCUUUGUUGGGGGAGGGGGGGUUGGUCUUAUUUUCCAAGUUGUCCUUUCUAUUGAUUUUGAGACCUUUCCUCAGUUCUGGGGGUGGGAGUUAUAAUUCACAUUCCUUACUCUUCAGAAUCUGGCCCUGUCUGCCUGCCUUUGACUCCCUGACCUCCAGAGCCAGGGUCGUGCCUUACUGUCCCACCUGUGGGCCUCAUUCUGCCAAAGUUGGACCAAGGCUCACCUUUCUAAUCUCCCUAACUUGGACCAGAAACCAAAGCUGAGCUGACUUCUAACUUUUUCCCUUCUAAGAUCCAAAUGAACUGAGUGUAGGCGGGUGCACGUGACCCUUAUCCUACCUCUGCCAAAAAGUGGGGGCCACAAUGUGGACUGCUCAGACAGUCUUCUGUUACUUCUCUGCCAGCUGUCCCUGUAGUCACAGGUCCAAGAUCUUACUGCCUCCUUUCUCUGGCCUCUUUCCUUAGGCUAGCUGGUUUGGAGUAGAAUGGCAACUAGUUCUAAUUUUUAUUUAUUAAACAUUUGGGGUUUGGGUUUUAAAGCCUGAAUUACAGCUAGCACCUGGCAUUUCAGCAGAGGGACCACUUCAGACCAAAAUGUACUGUUAAUGGUUUUUUUUAAUUAAAAUAUAUUAAAGAUUAAGUAAAACAUGGCAA